AAUCCAAAAUUGAAAUACGAGGGUAGUUCUCUUUGUGACGGUGGUAGGUGGAGUGUUGCGAGAUCGAGGGCUUUCGUCUGUUUACUAAUUUUCUCUCUCUUUUCGUGUGUCUCUGAUUCUCUUUCAGUUCUUCGAAAAAACAAAAUUUUCAUUGCGCACAGGUUCUCCGAUUUCGUCGAUUUUGGAGUUCGCAGAUCUUGCGACUUCGGCAACUCGAGAUUGUGCUUGUUUUUUGGAGCAGUGAAUUCUUGAGUCUUUUGGAUCUCGAGUUAAAGCUCCGUUACGGAGGUUAGGAUUUUUUGUUAGAAGGCGAAAUUAGGGAUUGUAUAGUGGGAAUAGGGAAUUGAGUUUUUGGUUGGCAAGGAUUAGGGUUUUUGGAGGAGAUGGCUUCGAAUCCUCCAUUUCAGUUGGAGGAUCAGACGGAUGAGGAUUUCUUCGAUAAGCUGGUUGAGGACGAUGAUGUCCACGUGGCACCUGUUAAGCCCAUGGCUCAAGAUGUAAGCAGUGAUUCCGAUGAUGCCGCCAAAGUGUUUGCAAAUCUGGGAAUCGGUGAUGCCGAUGCCACCGUCGCUUCUGAAAAUUCAGGUGUUGGCAAGAGUGGGAUUGAGCUGAAUAGAGAAGAUGAUGGCAAUAAAUCCAAUGUUGGAACCGUUGCAGGUGAUUAUGAAAAGGGAGGUUUUAUGGCGUCCUUGAGUGAAGGGACUGUAGAUCCAGGAAUACAUGGAACCGGAUCCGAUGUUUUGAAGGAUUCAAAUGCCAGCAAGAGCAAUGGAACUGCCGGUCCAGAGAUUAAGCAAGUCGGUUGGAAUGCUUUUAAUAUGGAUUCUAGUGGAGGCGAAGGCUUUUCCGACUUUUUCAGUGAAUUUGGGGAUCAGUCUAGUGGGGAUUUUGGUGCGAAAGUGUAUGGUGGUUCUAAUGGUGAAGUGAAACAUGAUGAGGUGAAACAUGAUAAUGGAAUCCAAAGUGAUGGAUUUAACAGUUCGGUUACGUAUGCCCAAUACCAAGAGGGUCAAGCUUAUGAUGCAUCUCUUGGAAAUAGCACAAGUGGUCAAGAUCUCGGUAGCAGCCAGGACUGGGAGAGUCUUUAUCCUGGAUGGAAGUAUGACUACAAUACUGGGCAAUGGUAUCAAGUAGAUGACAAUGCAACAGCUGCAACUCAGGGAAGCACUGAUGGCAAUGCAGCAGUGGCAGCAGGUUGGCCUGCUGCUUCUGAUGCUGCAGCAGAGAUCUCCUAUGAGCAACAACCUUCUCAGUCAAUUGCAGGAACAUUAGCCCAAUCUGGUACAACUGAAAGUGUAUCUAACUGGAAUCAGGUUUCGCAAGGGAACAAUGGGUAUCCAGAACAUAUGUAUUUCGAUCCUCAAUAUCCCGGUUGGUAUUAUGACACAAUUGCCCAAGAAUGGCGCUCAUUAGAUACUUACAAUUCAUCAGUUCAAUCCACGGCUCAGGGACUAGAAAAUGGUCAUGCUUCUACUGGUUCUUUUUUGCAUACGGAUAAUAAUUUGUAUACAGAAUUCGGCCAAGCUGGCAGUUAUGGCUCACAGGAUGUUAGUGGUCAAGCUGUGGAUGGCAGAUGGAGUGGUUCGUAUGGUGUUAACCAUCAGCAAGGCUGGAACACUUACACGACUGAAUCUGUUAAUAGAAGUGGGGAUCAUGCAUCUUCUGUUGGAAACAAGCAAUUGGAUCAUUCUUAUGGAUCAAGUAUUUCUGUAAAAGAUCAACAGAGUACUUCUAGUUCAUUUGGAUCAGUUCCUAUGUAUAAUAAAGUGAACCACAAUCAUCAUCAAUCUAAUGGUAGUGUUGGAGUGCAAAGCUUUGCUCCUAGUGCAGAUCAUACUCAACAUUUAAAUUAUUCAAAUACAAAGUAUGAUGAGCACCAGAGUUUCUCAAAUGAUUACGCUGAAAGUCAGAAAUCCUUUAGUUACUCCCAGCAAUCAUUUCAGAGCGGGAAUCAGUAUUCUUACGCUCCUCAUGCUGGAAGAUCAUCAGCUGGACGUCCUCCCCAUGCCUUGGUGACCUUUGGAUUUGGUGGAAAACUUGUUGUAAUGAAGGAUUCUAGUCUCAUGAGCUCAUCCUUUGGUAGCCAGGAUGCUGCUGUUCAAGGUUCAGUUUCUGUGUUGAACGUGAUGGAAGUUGUCAGGGGAAGCAUGGGUUCUUCCAGUGAUUAUUUUCAUGCACUGACCCAGCAAUCUUUCCCAGGACCUUUGGUUGGUGGGAGUGUAGGAAGUAAAGAUUUGUACAAAUGGAUAGAUGAGCGGAUUGCAAACUGUGGAUCACCUGAUAUGGAUUAUAAGAAAGGUGAAAGGUUGAGACUCCUUCUCUCCUUGCUUAAAAUAGCCUGCCAACAUUAUGGGAAAUUACGUUCUCCAUUUGGCACAGAUACCAUACUGAAAGAAAAUGAUACUCCUGAAUCAGCAGUUGCAAAACUCUUUGCAUCAGUCAAGAUGACUAGUAAGGAUUUCACUCAGUAUGGCAUCCUGAGCCAUUGCCUGCAAAACUUGCCUCCAGAAGAAAGAAUGCGGGCUACGGCUUCUGAGGUACAAAAUCUUCUUGUCUCGGGCAAAAAGAAGGAGGCUUUGCAAUGUGCACAAGAAGGUCAAUUGUGGGGCCCUGCACUUGUACUUGCUUCACAACUUGGUGAACAGUUCUAUGUUGAUACAGUUAAGCAAAUGGCCCUUCGACAACUGGUUGCAGGGUCACCUCUGCGCACAUUAUGCCUUCUAAUUGCUGGACAACCUGCUGAAGUUUUCUCUGCUGACAGCUCAACUGGAGGGAAUCCCAGUGCCUUUAAUAUGCCUGAGCAGUCUGCACAGUUAGGAUCUAAUGCCAUGCUUGAUGAUUGGGAAGAGAAUCUGUCUGUAAUAACUGCAAACAGAACCAAAGAUGAUGAACUAGUAAUUAUUCAUUUAGGUGAUAGCUUGUGGAAGGAGAGAAGUGAGAUCACCGCUGCACACAUAUGCUAUUUAGUUGCUGAAGCAAACUUUGAGUCAUACUCAGACAGUGCAAGGCUCUGUCUAUUAGGAGCAGAUCACUGGAAAUUUCCUCGAACUUAUGCUAGUCCAGAAGCUAUCCAGAGAACUGAAUUAUACGAAUAUUCGAAGGUGAUUGGAAACUCCCAGUUUAUUUUGGUUCCAUUCCAGCCAUAUAAGCUUAUAUAUGCCUAUAUGCUUGCUGAAGUGGGAAAGAUUUCAGACUCGUUGAAGUACUGUCAAGCAGCAUUGAAAUCCUUAAAAAUUGGCAGGACACCGGAAGUAGAAACAUGGAAACAAUUGGUAUUGUCUCUUGAGGAGAGGAUUAGAACCCACCAACAGGGUGGAUAUGCUGCAAAUUUGGCUCCUGCAAAGUUAGUGGGCAAAUUGCUCAACUUUUUUGAUAGUACUGCUCAUAAAGUUGUUGGUGGAUUGCCCCCGCCUGCUCCAUCAUCAUCACAAGGAACUGUACAUGGAAAUGAACAGCAUCAUCACUCUGUGGCACACACGCAGAGAGUAGCCAGUAGCCAAUCAACGAUGGCCAUGUCAUCCUUAGUUCCAUCUGUUUCUAUGGAACCCAUAACCGAGUGGACAACUGACAAUAAUAAAAUGACAAUGCCCAAUAGAAGUGUUUCGGAGCCAGACUUUGGUAGAAGCCCCAGACAGGAAACUUCACCUGAUGCACAAGUACGAGAGGCAGUAUCAGGGGGAACUACACACUUCUCCCGUUUUGGUUUUGGCUCACAACUUUUGCAAAAGACGGUGGGGUUAGUCUUGAGGCCUCGCACUGGCAAACAGGCUAAAUUGGGUGAAAAGAACAAAUUCUACUAUGAUGAAAAACUGAAGAGAUGGGUAGAGGAAGGUGCAUUACAAACAGAAGGAUCACCUUCCAAUGGUGGCUCUGAUUUGAGAACUUCAAGUUCUCCUGGGAUGCCACCAAUGCCACCUAGCACAAACCAAUUCUCUGCACGUGGCCGCAUGGGUGUUCGGUCAAGGUAUGUUGAUACCUUCAACCAAGGUGGUGGAAGCUCUGCAAACUUAUUUCAAUCGCCACCUGUUGCAUCUGUCAAACCUGCUCUUGGAGCCAAUGCAAAGUUUUUCAUUCCGUCUCCUGCACCAUCAUCAAAUGACCAGACAAUGACGGGUAUAACAGAAAGCAAUCAAGAAGAUACCUCGAGUAAUGAAAAUCCGUCUACAUCUUCAGGGAAUGAUUGGUCCCCCCAACCCCUCAGUCCCAAGCCACCAUUGCCCAAACAAAAGUUUCCAAGUAUGGGUCACAUCUCAAACCAGGUAACAAUGACAAAUAGUGGCAACCCUGGUUCCCUUCAACGGCGAGCUUCAUGGGAUAGUAGUGUUAGCACUUCAUUUAGCCCGUUGAGGAAGGGUGAAAUUAGGCCUCUAGGGGAAGCUUUGGGACUGCCACCAUCAGUGUAUAUGCCUAAUCAGUUUUCUUCGAUGAGCGCACCUCCUACAAGGAGUGGCAGUGGCAGUUUUAGUGAUCUUCAUGAGGUUGAACUUUGAGCAGAUAAUUCAGCUGUAAAUAUCAAAUUUUAUUUAUGGUCAUUAUCAUGGUUGGGAUCUGAGACACAAGAAUGGUGGUACAAGAUCUCUUCCCCUGCCCCAUUGUUCUAUAUAAUAUACAUCAUAGGUGUUAUUUUACUUUAAAUGCCAAGGUCACAGGUGGCUUUAGGUGGUGGUGGUGGUGGUGGUGGCCUUCUAGUAAGGGAUAGGCCCACUUACUUUGGCGAGCAGUAACCAAUUUGAAGAGCCUCCUCCAACUCGGUUCUUUUCAUGUCCAUAAACAGUUGAACUCUGAAACAGCAGCCAUCUCCAACCUCGCAUCUUCGUUGAGCCUACUCUCCCCCACCAACGGGCAGCAUGGCGGUGCCGAUCACCACUGCAAUCCAUGCUGCCACAACUCUUGUUGUACAACAAUGCUACACUGCUAUGAAGGACAGCCACCCGUGGCAACCUCGGUCUGCAACCCCAUCUCCUGCCUUCAAAAUGCCCAAAUUUGAUCCCUUCGCUACUGGCUCAUCAUCCUGCAUGCUUGAGAAACACUGCCUCUUUCUCUUUGAUUGUUUGGAUUAUUUUAUUUUAUUUUUUGACAACGGUCUCUAAACAGAUAUAGAAAUGUGUAGGAAUUUAAACUUGUUUGGAUAAGAAAACAAAUAUAGAAACGAGACAAGCAAACAAUUUUGUUUGUGUCUUUAUUUC
Messenger RNA from Arachis duranensis, 5186 nucleotides. RefSeq names its product protein transport protein SEC16B homolog. Gene Ontology annotation, cellular component: endoplasmic reticulum exit site; ER to Golgi transport vesicle membrane. NCBI's taxonomy places the organism in Eukaryota, Viridiplantae, Streptophyta, Magnoliopsida, Fabales, Fabaceae. Gene Ontology annotation, biological process: COPII vesicle coat assembly; autophagy; Golgi organization. The record is from RefSeq and is a predicted model, not a curated record.